CCAGGUGGGAGCGAUGAUUGGCCGCAGGGCCCGCCCUCCAGCCAGCCCCGGCGGGCUCGCGUAGGCUGCGCGCUGGGGUGGGAGGAGCGCGGCUCCGCUUUGGGAGCAGCCGCUGUCCCCGUCAGCCCGCCCGCCGGUCCCUCCUGCGGCCCGCCUGCUGGGCAGGGCCGGCCCGGCCCAGACAUGGAGUCCUACGACAUCAUCGCCAACCAGCCCGUGGUCAUCGAUAACGGUUCGGGGGUGAUCAAGGCUGGCUUUGCUGGAGACCAGAUUCCCAAAUACUGUUUCCCAAACUAUGUGGGGCGGCCUAAGCACAUGCGGGUGAUGGCUGGAGCCCUGGAGGGCGACCUCUUCAUCGGACCAAAAGCAGAGGAGCACCGGGGGCUGCUGGCCAUCCGCUACCCCAUGGAGCACGGCGUGGUGCGGGACUGGAAUGACAUGGAGCGCAUCUGGCAGUACGUGUACUCCAAGGACCAGCUGCAGACCUUCUCCGAGGAGCAUCCUGUCCUCCUCACGGAGGCCCCGCUGAACCCCAGUAAGAACCGGGAGAAGGCGGCGGAGGUGUUCUUUGAGACCUUCAACGUGCCGGCCCUGUUCAUCUCCAUGCAGGCCGUGCUCAGUCUGUACGCCACAGGACGCACGACGGGAGUGGUCUUGGACUCAGGGGACGGGGUCACGCACGCUGUGCCCAUCUAUGAGGGCUUCGCCAUGCCGCACUCCAUCAUGCGGGUGGACAUCGCCGGCCGGGACGUCUCCCGCUAUCUCCGACUGCUGCUCCGCAAGGAGGGAGCCGACUUUCACACCUCGGCUGAGUUUGAGGUUGUCCGGACCAUCAAAGAGCGAGCCUGCUACCUGUCCAUCAACCCGCAGAAGGAUGAGGCUCUGGAGACGGAGAAGGUGCAGUACACCUUGCCGGACGGCAGCACGCUCGACGUGGGGCCUGCGCGGUUCCGGGCCCCCGAGCUGCUGUUCCAGCCAGACCUGGUGGGGGACGAGAGCGAGGGGCUCCACGAGGUGCUGGCCUUCGCCAUCCACAAGUCUGACCUGGACCUUCGCCGGACGCUGUUUGCCAACAUUGUGCUCUCGGGCGGCUCGACGCUUUUCAAAGGCUUCGGCGACCGAUUACUCAGUGAGGUGAAGAAGCUUGCCCCAAAGGACGUCAAGAUCAAGAUCUCAGCCCCUCAGGAACGGCUAUACUCCACGUGGAUCGGGGGCUCCAUCCUGGCCUCGCUGGACACAUUUAAGAAGAUGUGGGUUUCCAAAAAGGAGUAUGAAGAGGAUGGCUCCCGUGCUAUUCACCGCAAAACGUUCUAGCACCUUGGGAAGAUGGAGCAUGUGGGGAGAGUAGGAGGACAGGGGCGCCAGAGCCCUCAGCCCCUUUAGGCCUGGGCUCCUAUCUAGGCUUAGAGUCCCCUGCAUGUCCAGAAGCUGGGAAGGUGGUGCAGCUGUGCUCUGUGCAGCCCUCUCCUACACACACACACACACACACACACACACACAGUAACGUUAGCUGCAUGGAUAGCAGUCUUCGUUGGAACGUGGGAACUGGGGAGCCCAGCAUUGGGUUGGUCUGGGUGUCUCCCUUCACGGGGCCUGUUAAGCCUGUGGUUCCUUGUUCCAACUCUUGGGGUGCUUCCCUGAGCUCCAGGGCCAGACAGCCAAGCACUCCAUUUUCUCUGACACACUCCCACCAGAGCCAGAGUGCCUGGACACCUGGAGCAUGGGGUGGAGGAGCAGCCAGCGACUCCAGCAGGUGCAGUGAGGUGCCACAGUGUGUCUCAUGCCACCCCCUCUUCCUGACCCAACAGGCAGCCCUAACCUUUUCACUCCAUCUUCCCUUCUUCCUGGGCAAAUGCCCUGGCACAGGGCAAGCACCAGGCAGUGCCAUCCGCGGUGAGAGGGUGUGCCAGGGUCAGGCCGUGGGAGCCACAGGCAGCCCCAGCAGCGGGGCCUGUUGCACUGUCCUGUCAAAGCACUUCACUGACGUGCUGCCCCCUGUCCUCCAUCCCUCGUACCCUGGGUGGCAACGGGUUCAUGGUCUUCAUUCUUUGAAGGGGAAGCCACUUAAUCCAGUGUCAGGUCCAAGGGGGAGGGGGCCAUUUCCUUCUGUCGCCUCCUCGGGGAAGUAGGGCUUCACUUCCACGUGGCCUGGACCCCACCUCCUCUCCCAGAUAAUGUACAAUAAUUUAUCACAGUUGCCUGAAAAAAAAACUUUUUUGUAAAUCAUUAUAGUGAGAAUUAUGGACAAGGCCCAUGUGUGGCUGUUUUCUUGUGGUUCUUUGUGCUGUUGUUGGCUCAGCCGUCCCCGGGGACUGUGAGAGAAGGUGGUUGGCAGGGCUGUUGUCACCCAGGAGCAGAAUUCCCCAGCCUCGUUACCUGCCUGACACAGUCUCCCAGGGAAAGCCUUGGCCCUGGACAGAGCCUCUGCAGCCGCGUCCUCACCCGAUCUGUCUGAGCGAGUGCCUGUGCAUGCCCGCUCUGAUGGCCAAGGUGAUGGACACAGGCAGUGAUGCAGGCUCCACGGUUCAGACAGGUCCUGAUGGGGUGGGGGAGUGAUGAGGGAGAGGAGCUGGGAUCUCCAGGAAGAGGCAGAGAGCAGAGGGAGCCGUGGGAAGUGAGGUUGGAGAAGGUCUACGCAUUUGAGAAUCUGAGCACCUGCCAUGUGCCUGCAGGAUAUGUCACCCCAACAAGUGUACAGGUCGGGGAGCCAGGCAAGCGGGCCACUGCAGUACGGAGUUGUAGAGAGCAGGACAGGUGAGUGACCCACUUGGGGCAGGUGGACUAGCAAGGGCCUGGAAGGUUUUACCUUAAGGUAAAGCUUAAGGCUCGAGGAGAUGCCUGGGGCCACUGAGGCACAGACCCAGUUUAUAGCUGAGAUAAACCGAAAAGG
Oryctolagus cuniculus (rabbit) is the source of this 2890-nucleotide messenger RNA. RefSeq names its product actin related protein 1B (gene ACTR1B). The record is from RefSeq and is a predicted model, not a curated record. Lineage: Eukaryota; Metazoa; Chordata; Mammalia; Lagomorpha; Leporidae.